AUGUCGACUGGUGCAACGCUCAACGUUGAAAAUGGAAAAACGCUUACCGAUUUAUUUCAUAAAAUUAUUCGAAUGACUGUUAAAACAGAAGAUCGAACUGGACGAUUUAAAAAAAAAACGUCUACUACAGACAAUCAUCAGCCAGUACUAGCUCCGCCAAGCUCUAGACGAAGUCAACGUUUAGUUAAUCAACCACCACCUCGAGUAGUACCACGUCAAACUAAACGUAUAUCUACUGGAGUUAAUCGCCCUGAAACACCAGUUACAACUGAUAAUAUAAGUUAUACACAUACUGAUAAUGAAGAACCAGAUAAUUAUUUUACAGAUCAUUCGAACAAUGUAACAAAAUCUGGUGAUGAAUCAAUACAUCAUAGUAGAAGUGGAUUAGAUCCUUAUGAUAUGGAUGCAUCAUUUGGUGAAAUGGGAUUAAGUAUAACAUCAAAACCAUUAUCAAAAGUUCAAAAAUUAUCUGUGCAAACAGUACUUAAUGAAUCAUUUCCACGGGUAAUUGGUGAUAGACAACCAUCAUCAACCUAUCAAACAGGUAGUAGUAUACGAAAUGGAAAAUCAUCAAAUCAUCUAUUAAAUCAAUCAUCAAAGCAUGAUUCAUCAUUACCAACUUUUAAUAAUUCACUUACAUCAACAACAUCAGGACGAUUAAAUCAAACUAUAAUUAAUCAUCAUCAUUAUCGUGGUGCUGCAGCAGCAACUGCACGAAGUUUACGUAAAGAAAAACCUCGAGAUGGAAGUGUUAAAUCAACUUCGAAAGAACGCGAUUCCACACAUAAUACUAGUAAUACUACUCAUCAUCAACAACAUUUAUUUCAACAACAUCAACCUUAUAGUACAAGUAAUUCAUCAUUUAUUGCUAAUUCUUCUAAUCAACAUUCUUCUCGACCAAAAACUUAUUUUACUGGUGUAUCAUAUGAAACUAUAAAUAAAUCUUCAACAUAUCCAAUGAAACCUUCAGACGCUAUAAUGUAUCAUGGUAAUGAAUUAACUGCAUUUGAAAAAACUGAAAUCUAUGAAUAUAAUGAAAUUUAUUUUCUUGGAUUAGAAGCUGAAAAAUUAAUUGUAACAGAUAUUAAAGAUUUCGAUGAUGAAAAUGGUUCUUAUAUUAAAGUUAAUAGAGAUCAUAUUUAUUAUCGAUAUGAAGUAUUAGAAACAUUAGGUAAAGGUUCAUUUGGUCUUGUUCUUCGAUGUUUUGAUCAUAAGAAGAAAGAAGCUGUUGCAUUAAAAAUUAUUCGAAAUAAAAAACGUUUUCAACAACAAGGUCUUGUUGAAGUUAAUAUAUUAACACAUUUAAAAAACUUAGAUUCGGAUAAUUCAUUAAAUAUUGUUCAUAUUAAAGAUCAUUUUUAUUUUCGCUCGCAUCUUUGUAUUACAUUUGAAUUACUCGGGAUUAAUUUAUAUGAAUUAAUACGAAAAAAUAAUCAUCAAGGUUUUAGUAUACAUUUAGUCAGACGUUUUGCUACAUCAUUAUUACAAUGUCUUCGUGUUACAUCUAGAGAAAAAAUUAUUCAUUGUGAUCUUAAACCGGAAAAUAUUAUAUUAAGACAGAAAGGAAGUAGUAGUAUCAAAGUAAUUGAUUUUGGUUCUGGUUGUUUUCAACCACAACGAAUUUAUACAUAUAUUCAAUCUCGAUUUUAUCGAGCACCAGAAAUUAUCUUAGGUAUUCCUUAUACACCAGCAAUUGAUAUGUGGAGUUUUGGUUGUAUUCUUGUUGAACUUUUUACUGGUUAUCCAGUGUUUCCCGGUGAAAAUGAACAAGAACAACUUUCAAUGAUUAUAGAAGUUAUUGAUUUACCACCAGCUCAUGUACUUGACCAAGGAAGUCGUAGAAAAUUAUUCUUUGAUUCCAAAGGAAUUCCUCGUACAGCUUCAGCAAAAACAUUAAAAAAACGUCGUCCAGCUAGUCGUCCAUUAGGACAAAUUCUUCGAACAACUGAUAGUAAUUUUAUUGAUUUUAUUCGUCAAUGUUUUGAAUGGGAUCCUUUACGACGUAUAACAGCCGAAGAAGGUUUACGUCAUCCAUGGAUUAUUGAAUCAAAAUUAAAACGUUCAUCACGUGUACAACAUAAACCUAAAAAAGAUCAUAAUAAUACAAUAGAUUCAUAUUUUAGUUUAAGUGAAACAACUGGUCAUGAAGAUACAAUUCAUGUUGAUGAAGAAAGAAAAAUACCCAUUGGUGGACCUGUACUUUUUCCUCGAAUUUCUAAUCAAUAA
Messenger RNA from Adineta steineri, 2226 nucleotides. The record is from the annotation of a GenBank genome assembly. Lineage: Eukaryota; Metazoa; Rotifera; Eurotatoria; Adinetida; Adinetidae.